Messenger RNA from Diaporthe citri, 678 nucleotides. RefSeq lists its product as uncharacterized. The record is from RefSeq and is a predicted model, not a curated record. Bases 1 to 678 code for a protein of 225 amino acids. The transcript has 2 exons. Gene Ontology annotation, molecular function: hydrolase activity, hydrolyzing O-glycosyl compounds. NCBI's taxonomy places the organism in Eukaryota, Fungi, Ascomycota, Sordariomycetes, Diaporthales, Diaporthaceae. Gene Ontology annotation, biological process: xylan catabolic process.
AUGCUCGUCAAAUCAUUCCUCGCCCUUGUGGCCGCCACGGGCGCCAUCGCUGCGCCUGCUGUUGACGGCGCAUCCUCGUUCCAGCAGCUCGUGGACCGCUCAACCCCUACCGGCACCGGCACGAACAACGGCUUUUUCUACUCCUUCUACAACUCCGGCGCCGACAGCACCGUGACAUACAACAACAAGGCCGCUGGCGAGUUCAGCGUGGACUGGUCAAACUGCGACAACUUCGUCGCAGGCAAGGGCUGGCAAACCGGCAGUGACCGGUCCAUCAAGUACAGCGGCACAUGGAACGCCGCCAAGGUCAACAGCUACGUCUCCGUCUACGGCUGGACGACGAGCCCCCUCGUCGAGUACUACAUCGUCGAGAGCUUCGGCGACUACAACCCCAGCUCGGGAGCCUCCAAGAUCUCCUCGGUCACAACCGACGGCGACACAUACGACAUCUACAAGACCCAGCGCGUCAACCAGCCCAGCAUCCAGGGCACCGCCACCUUCGACCAGUACUGGUCCGUCCGCCGCAACCACCGCGUCGGCGGCACCGUCACCGUCAAGAACCACUUCGACGCAUGGGCGAAGGCCGGCCUGACCCUGGGCUCGCACGACUACCAGAUCCUCGCCGUCGAGGGCUACAAGAGCAGCGGAUCCGCUGACAUCACCGUCUCCGCCGCCUAA